Oldenlandia corymbosa var. corymbosa is the source of this 2449-nucleotide messenger RNA. The record is from the annotation of a GenBank genome assembly. NCBI's taxonomy places the organism in Eukaryota, Viridiplantae, Streptophyta, Magnoliopsida, Gentianales, Rubiaceae.
AAAAGACAGAGAUAUUUUGCGUACGUUUGAAAGAUUGAAAUACGAAGAUGAACCAAAAAUGAAAAAUGUCCAGAAAAAACUCGUUCUUUCUCAAAAGUGAAUAAACAUUUAUGAUCCGGACGAUAUUAAUGAACAAAUAAAUAUCUUGCUGAUAAGAGCUCAUCGAUAUUGGAAGAAUAAGAGGCCGAGUGUCCAACUUGCAGCAAAAAUCAAUCAUGUAUUUCAGUGUCCUUAUCCUCAUUUGUCACCGCUUCUGUCACUUUGUUCGCAAAAGGUGAUUAUAAUAGUAGUACUAGUACUUUUCAAUAACCAUUAUCCACUUCUUUAUCUUCUUCACAACAAUUUUCACCAAGUUCAUAAAACCCCAUAACCCAAAAGAGCUUCAUUGAACCACUGAACAGUUUCAAAGCUCUAUAAUUUCAUUGAGAAAGACUGGAAUUAGUUUUUAGUUUUUACAAAAACAGCCUAAUCUUAAAAAGGGUCUUAAAAACAGUGUUGAAUGGACCAUUGCCUUUCUCACAAAACACCUUUUUUCAACUCACUUCGCCCAGUGGAAUCUUUACCUUCCAGAGUAAAGGCCUCCACUUUUUCAUCAAGAUCGUCAAUUCGGGAAAAUCCCUUAAAGUCUCCGGGUAAUUACUGCGGCGGGAUCAGUUUGAUCGGUGGGAGGGCUUAUCAGGGGAGGAGGGCCGGUUUGGCGGUGGUAGCCGCUACUAAUUACAGUGAUUGUGGUGGCGGGCUGAACACUCCGGUCCAGCCGAAAUCGGUGGCCGGGAAGUUAUUGGGUAGUGUUCUCCAGAACGAUCCGGAAUAUUUUCCUCAAGUGGUCAAGAAACAGUUGGAGCAGUUAGUGGUUGAUCGUCAUGAAGCAUUGGCUAGAAUAAAUUUGAGCUCUGCCUCUGACGAAGCUUGCCUUCAUAGGAGGAUCGCCGAGCUGAAAGAGCGUGAAUGUCAAGCUGCUGCCGAGGAUAUCAUUUAUAUGUUGAUAUGUGCCAAAUUUUAUGAAAUCAGAGUGCAUUUGGUUCCCCGGCUCUCCAAAUGCAUGUGUUAUGGCAGACUUGAGAUAGUUCCUUCUAAGGACUGGGAACUUGAAUCUAUUCACAGUUUUGAGGCAUUGGAGAUGAUUAGGGAACAUCUAAAUACUUUCGUGGGCUGGAGAACAAACUCGAAUGUCACUAACAAAUGGGCACUGACUCAGAUCUCUCGGUUUCAGCUCUGCCAAGUCUACACUGCUUCAGUCUUGUAUGGAUACUUUCUGAAGUCUGCUUCAUUGAGACACACACUUGAAAAGAAGUGGUUCCGGAACAACUUUGAUCUCGGCCUGAAUGUAGGUAGUUGUCUUCCAGUAUUGAACAAUUUUCCUUUAGGGUCAAAACAGGCUGAAGUUGGCCGUGUCAUGAGCGUACGAUCUACGUCAGUUGGUGAAGUCCCAUGCAAUCAGGGUAGGAAACAGGAAACUCUGAAGGGUUACAUUAUGGGUUUUGACCCCGAAACUUUCCAAAUGUGUGCAAAACCAAGGUCCAAGGAGGCUGCCAAUGUGAUCGAGCAACAGAUAUCUGAGCUGUUUCAUGAUGGGAAAACUGGUCUGCUACAGAACAAAGAGCUUAUAUCCACAUCAUACGCGAGCCUGAAGAGAUUUGUUUUGGAGGGAAUAGCAUUUGGUUCGUUCCUUUGGGAUGCAGAAGAGUUUGUGAACACUGUAUAUGAGCUGAAGGACAACAAAACUGACUAGACCUGGAACUCUGGAUACCUAUGAAGCAAUGCCAUCAUUUUCUGCUCUUUUGUGAUAUAUAACUUUUCUGAGUACUGAUUGUACAGCGUCUUCUCCUUUGUUAUAAAUGGAGAUAGUGUAAAUGGUUAUGUAUCAGGGGAGGUGUAUGGUAUUCUGGAUGUUUUAUGUGUAUAUAUCAAAGUAUGAACUGCUAGGCAGGAUUUCAACUGAGUUCAUGUUCAAAUUUCUUCUGGUAACCUUUAGUUGUGAUCUAUUGCAGUGAACGGUGACAUAAUGAUCAUAAUAAAGUUCAGUUGCCCGAAGAUUCUCUGCUAAGUAAGGAUUUGCAGAGCGACGUUUUUACAAUGACAUGAAAAAUUUUGGUUCAGAAUGCCAUGUAUGACGAAGCUCUGAAGUCAUCAUCAACAUUAAUAGUAGACUAAAAUACUUAUAGGAAAAAAAGAAGAAGAAAUUUUACUGGAGGUUAAGGAUGUGAUGAGUGAUAGUAGUAAAGUCUACUAGUGCUAGUAAUUAGUAAACUCUUUAAUAAUGAUUAAUCAUUAUGUAAUCCUUAUCUGAUUUCUCAAUCAACAAGCAAUUUCCAAAGUCGCCAGUACUUGCUGGUCAGGUCUGGCAACUUUGUCUAGUUUAUAUUACUUCAGUUCAAAAAAAAAUAGUCCACAUUAAAUUUCUAAAUUUGUACUAAAAAUAUUAUAAAAUUUAAAACUUAACGUGGAU